Cheilinus undulatus (humphead wrasse) is the source of this 4072-nucleotide messenger RNA. Its product is annotated as interferon regulatory factor 4-like. The record is from RefSeq and is a predicted model, not a curated record. Gene Ontology annotation, biological process: immune system process; regulation of transcription by RNA polymerase II. Gene Ontology annotation, molecular function: DNA-binding transcription factor activity, RNA polymerase II-specific; RNA polymerase II cis-regulatory region sequence-specific DNA binding; protein binding. Lineage: Eukaryota; Metazoa; Chordata; Actinopteri; Labriformes; Labridae. The transcript is spliced from 9 exons. The coding region runs from base 99 to 1454 and encodes 451 amino acids. Gene Ontology annotation, cellular component: nucleus.
CGCUGUGAAGAUGAAGCUCUCUGAGACUGAUUGAUUUCAAAAGUGAUCCAGUUUCAGGGUGUUUCAGGGCUGACGUUGGACGAGUUCGAGGCGCAGACAUGAACGCAGAUCUGGAUUACGGAGGAUCCGGGAGCAGCGGCAACGGAAAGCUGCGCCAGUGGCUGAUCGAUCAGGUGGAUUGUGGGAAAUAUCCCGGGCUGGUGUGGGAGAACGAGGAGAAGAGCAUCUUCAGGAUACCCUGGAAACACGCCGGGAAACAGGACUACAACCGGGAUGAGGAUGCCGCGCUUUUUAAGGCCUGGGCGCUGUUUAAAGGCAAGUUUCGGGAGGGCAUCGACAAGCCAGACCCCCCGACCUGGAAGACCCGACUCCGCUGUGCCCUCAACAAGAGCAAUGACUUUGAGGAGCUGGUGGAUAGGAGCCAGCUGGACAUCUCAGACCCUUACAAAGUGUACCGCAUCAUCCCUGAGGGUGCUAAGAAAAGACCCCGGCAGGAGGACAGCCCUCUGAGCCCAAUGAGCUACCAGAUGCACCCCUCCUACCCUACCCUGCAGCCUCAGGUUCCUCAGUACAUGCCCUCAGCAGAGUGUGGUUGGAGGGAUUACUGUCAGGAGCCGCCCGCCCUGUCUGAGCUUCCCUACACUCAGUGUCCCUGUCCCCCUCGCAGUCUGCCGUGGCAGGGCCCGUCCAUGGACAACGGAUACCAGCUCAGAGCGUCCAUCUACUCGUACAAUCCUGCAGACAGCCAGCCAUCUCCUUUCACUCUGGAUGCUGGAAUCAGAUCAGCAGAAGCUCUUUCAGACCUCCGCCUGCACGUGUCCGUAUAUUUCCGGGACACUCUGGUGAGGGAGGUGACCGUCUCCAGUCCCGAGGGCUGCCACAUCACUCCAUGUUCCCCUGAGGAGAAGCACUUCAUGCAGUCUGGAGGUCGUGAGGUGGUCCCCCUGCCUGUGGACAGUCUGUCCGCCCAGAGGAGGACGGACGAGUGUCCCCCGAGCCCCCCGUAUGACCUGGAGAGGGGAGUGUUACUGUGGAUGGGCCCAGAUGGACUCUACGCCCGGCGUCUGUGCCAGAGCAGAGUGUACUGGCAGGGAGGACUGUCCCAGUACGGAGACAAACCCAACAAACUGGAGAGAGAGGUCACCUGUAAACUGCUGCACACACAGGACUACCUGACAGAGAUCCAGAGUUAUGGGCUCCACGGUCGUCCCCCGCCUCGGUUCCAGGUCCUGCUGAGCUUUGGAGAUGAGUGUUUGGACCCACAGAGACAAAGACGCACCCUCACAGUCCAGGUUGAGCCACUGUUCGCCCGCCAGCUCCUCUACUACGCCCAGCAGAUGGGCGGCCACUACUAUCGCAGCUUCGAGCACCCGGGAGUCACAGAGCACGUAAACCCAUCUGAGGAAUACCAGAGAGCCAUCCAGCACCACCACAGCAGCAGCCUGCAGGAGUGAGCCCAGCAGGAGUGAGAGACUAUAGAAAGCUCUGAGAACCCAAGAGCCUUUAAACAAAGACGAGAGGGCAUACAUGAACUUUGAAACAUGACGUUUAUGUUUGUUUUUACUGUUUGUCUCUGAAAUCAAAGCUGUAGUGUAAUUUUUAGUAAUUGUAUUAUUUUCUAGAUAUUUUUCUACUGACUAUGCAAAGAAAACUGACAGCUCUGGUGAUUGUAAUGUAAGAUGUGUGGUGAAUUUAAGUGCCUUAACACAACAUGUAAACUUUUUUAUACAUAUGCAAGCUUAUUAUCUUUCUUCCUUUGACUUAAUUAAGAAUUUUAACACCAGUCUUAAAGCGCUAAGUUAAUGUAGCACAAUGACUGCAAUUAAGAGAAAGAUGGACAGAUAAGCUUCAAAGUUUACUCUAAAAGAUUUAAAGAUUUAGUUGUUAAAUCCAUGCAAAAACUACAGCCCUCAAAAAACAUUUCUUUGCUUUAUCAGGGUAAUAAGUCAGACGAUUUACUGGCCAUAGCAUUUGUUAUUAGCUAGGAGACUGGACAUUACUCAGAGCCAAAUGGGUCAUAAGUCAAUAAGCAUAGGACUAAGGAAGUCAUUCUCUAAACUUCAACUGUUGCUGGUACUUUCUGUUUCCACAUCGGACGAAUAUGUCAGCCAUACUGGACAUGUGCCACAGCUGCACACAGCAAACAUGCACCCAUUCUGAAACAAUCUUGAAAUUUGUGCUGUUUGGUGAUUCUGCUUGACUAUAGAGGGGGUAGAAGAGUUCAGAUUUCAGAUUUUUGUCUGUGGAGGAAAAACAAGCUCGAAGAAACCUCUGGGUUCAGGGUUUGAGAACAGGACUUCAAAAGAUUAAGGCCAGAGUCCUUUAUCGCCCACAGUCACAAUUUUAGAGCGCACCUUAGCAUUUGCUAAAUUAUGAAACUGACUUUCAAUUUUCCCUGUAGUAUGCACUUGGUCUUUAAUUUAUUGCGUGGACUCAAUGUUUUCCUGUAUUUAAAGAAAUGUUGCUAAAAGCAAUGGAAAAGAAUCCUGUUCUGCAUUUGCAGCUCUAGACCUUGGAUUUAUUCCCUCAGAAAGAUGAGACCGGACCAGUUUCUGUUCUGCCAUUGUUGUUGUUGACAAAGCUGAUAUCAGAGGUCCCGUCCAUUCUUGCGUUUAAUUGGCCAGUAAGGGUUGAGAGACAGGGACAAGUGUAGUGUUGUUCCACAAAAUGAAGUACUUUCAACUGAAGCAUCAAAAAGCAGCUGAUGCAAAGGGAGCUUUUAUGUUUAGGGUGCUGAUUGGUUUUGUUCUGAAUUUGGUAGAUACCACUGGCAAAAAUAGUGGCAAUGGACAGGCCCCCAAUGCAACUUGAUGUCAAACACAACACUAUAUGCAGCAAUCUAAAUUAAUGUUGAAAGCAUUUUCUGAAACAGAGUCUCAGUGAUUUUAGAUCAGUCCUUUCUGUAUUAAACAACAGGUCAGUAUGAUGGCUACUGGCAGUCCUUAGAAGCUGAAGAUUGGGUUUGAGUACUUUACUCACUUUUAGUUCAUUGAUAAAAGCAAUCCAUCUUGGUACUUUGCCCAAAGAAUGCCAGCCCUGCCGCUUCUGGUCAAAAGUGUCCCAUCUAAGUCAGGGGUGUCCAAAAUUUUUUGACUCAGGGCCACAUACCGAAAAUUAUAAGGAUGGUGGGAUCACUUUCACUGACCUCUUUAUGAUACUGAAGCCCCUAAGUCCAGUCUAAUUUAGGCUAAGAUGUGCUUAGUGAUUGGAUAUUCUUACAUGGCUAGUUAAUACCUGACAAGCCACAUAGCCAGACAUUUCAAGGAUUUUAGGGAGGCCAGUCAGGUUUCAGGGCCUGUUUGGCCCUUGUUAUCAUCGCCUAUCCUUCCUGGUCAGAGCGAGAAUGGCGCUCCAUGUACCAGAGACUUUACUAUGGUGUCUCAGUUUAAGUCACAAAAAAGCACAUCAAUUUGAAGAUUGUCCUGUCAAAAUGUUUGUUUACAGAAUUAAGGAACUAGAAACUAGGUAACACACUGAUCCAAACAAACUCAUACCAUCUUUACAAACUAAUUUUUUCUGUGUUUUUUUUAUUGACAGAUGUGUUUAGUUUUGUGUUACCUCCCCAGAUGAGCCCCCAAGGUAAAAUAAAACUAUAAUCACCUGUCAAUAAGAAAACAUGGAUAAGAUACACUGUCAAGCACAAGCUUCAUGUUCUAAUGUGGGCCAUUUUCCAUUCUUGUUGUAGAAUUUGCUAUGGACUAAAGGCCCCAUUUGGACAUCCCUGAUCUAAAUGAAUGGUGGCAAAUGGGGAGAAACUAGCCUUGCAAGGCAGAUGGAUAUGCCCGUUUCCUUGUUUCUCACUGGCAAAUCCAUCUUGCAAAGCUCCCAUCUGAACUUUUUGGGCCCAGUUAGAAAGUGACAGGACCAAUCAGCGACGAGGGGCAGUACUUUCGGGCGCGGCAGAGUCGUGACGAAAGCAAGCAGCAACAAGAGGGCAGUGACGUUAUGGAAGGAGACAUUAGCGUGGAUGCUGCUAAAGCAGAACUUGAUGAACAAAGACCAGCAGUGAGAUGUUUUCUUUUCAAAAACGACAAAAGUUGUGUACUGACAUGUCUAUAGUCGCCAUGUUUCA